AUGACGGCCGAGAGCGGACCGCCGCCGCCACCCCCGCCGCCGCAGCCCGAGGCUCUGGCGGCCGUGAAAGAGGAGCGCGGCGACGCCACGGUGGCGGGCUCGGGGGUCCCGGCGGAGGCGACCGGCCGCGGCGGGGGUGGGCGCCGGCGCAAGCGCCCCCUGCAGCGCGGGAAGCCGCCCUACAGCUACAUCGCGCUCAUCGCCAUGGCCAUCGCGCACGCGCCCGAGCGCCGCCUGACGCUGGGGGGCAUCUACAAGUUCAUCACCGAGCGCUUCCCGUUCUACCGCGACAACCCCAAGAAGUGGCAGAACAGCAUCCGCCACAACCUGACGCUCAACGACUGCUUCCUCAAGAUCCCGCGCGAGGCGGGCCGCCCGGGCAAGGGUAACUACUGGGCUCUGGACCCCAACGCCGAGGACAUGUUCGAGAGCGGCAGCUUCCUGCGCCGCCGCAAACGCUUCAAGCGCUCCGACCUGUCCACCUACCCGGCCUACAUGCACGACGCGGCCGCCGCCGCCGCAGCAGCAGCCGCAGCAGCGGCCGCCGCCGCCGCCAUCUUCCCGGGAGCCGUGCCCGGCGCGCGCGCGCCCUACCCGGGGGCCGUCUACGCGGGAUACGCGCCCGCGCCCCUCGCCGCCGCGCCGCCCCCGCCGCCGCCCGUCUACUACCCCGCCGCGUCGCCCGGCCCCUGCCGCGUCUUCGGCCUGGUUCCCGAGCGACCCCUCAGCCCGGAGCUCGGCCCCGCCGCGUCGGCGUCGGCGCCCGGCGGCUCCUGCGCCUUCGCCUCGUCCGGCGCCGCUGCCGGCUACCCGGCGGCGGCCGGUUGCUCCGGGGCGCGGCCCGCCAACCCCUCGGCCUACGCGGCGGCCUACGCGGGCCCCGACGGCGCGUACCCGCAGGGCGCGGGCGGCGCGCUGUUCGCCGCCGGCCGCCUGGCCGCGCCCGCCUCGCCCUCCACGGCCGGCGGCGGCGGCGGCGGGGAGAGCGCGGUGGACUUCUACGGGCGCACGUCGCCCGGCCAGUUCGGAGCGGCGCUGGGGCCGUGUUACAACCCCGCGGGGCAGCUCGGAGGGGGUGGAGGAGGCGGCGGUGGGGCUUACCACGUCCGCCAUGCCGCCGCCUACCCCGGCGCAGUGGAGCGCUUCGUGUCGGCCAUGUGA
Molecule: messenger RNA, 1161 nt
Organism: Jaculus jaculus (lesser Egyptian jerboa)
Lineage: Eukaryota; Metazoa; Chordata; Mammalia; Rodentia; Dipodidae
Gene: Foxe1
Product: forkhead box E1
Exons: 1
Coding region: 1-1161 (386 amino acids)
Biological process (GO): anatomical structure morphogenesis; cell differentiation; regulation of transcription by RNA polymerase II
Molecular function (GO): DNA-binding transcription factor activity, RNA polymerase II-specific; RNA polymerase II cis-regulatory region sequence-specific DNA binding
Source: RefSeq, a predicted model, not a curated record